AGCCCACCGCCCGGGCCCCAAUGAGUAACUCCAGGAAUAACAGGGUGAUGGUGGAGGGGGUCGGGGCCCGGGUAGUGCGCGGCCCUGACUGGAAGUGGGGGAAGCAGGACGGCGGCGAGGGCCAUGUGGGCACAGUCCGGAGCUUCGAGAGCCCUGAGGAGGUGGUGGUGGUGUGGGACAACGGCACUGCUGCAAACUACCGCUGCUCCGGGGCCUACGACCUGCGCAUCCUGGACAGCGCGCCCACGGGCAUCAAGCAUGAUGGAACCAUGUGUGAUACCUGCCGCCAGCAACCAAUCAUUGGCAUUCGAUGGAAAUGUGCAGAGUGUACAAAUUAUGAUUUGUGCACAGUGUGUUAUCAUGGAGAUAAACAUCAUUUAAGACAUCGCUUUUACAGAAUUACCACACCAGGAAGUGAGCGGGUUCUGUUAGAGUCUCGUAGAAAAUCUAAGAAGAUUACAGCCAGAGGAAUCUUCGCAGGUGCCAGAGUGGUACGAGGAGUGGACUGGCAGUGGGAAGAUCAGGAUGGUGGAAAUGGACGUAGGGGAAAGGUAACAGAAAUCCAGGAUUGGAGUGCAUCAAGCCCACACAGUGCAGCCUAUGUUCUCUGGGAUAAUGGUGCUAAGAACCUUUACAGAGUUGGCUUCGAGGGCAUGUCUGAUCUGAAGUGUGUUCAGGAUGCCAAAGGAGGUUCUUUCUACAGAGAUCACUGCCCUGUGCUAGGUGAGCAGAAUGGCAACAGGAAUCCUGGUGGAUUACAGAUUGGUGACCUAGUAAAUAUAGAUCUUGACCUAGAAAUUGUACAGUCUUUGCAGCAUGGUCAUGGAGGAUGGACUGAUGGAAUGUUUGAGACUUUAACUACAACUGGAACUGUUUGUGGCAUUGAUGAAGAUCAUGACAUUGUAGUACAGUAUCCAAGUGGCAAUAGGUGGACCUUCAAUCCUGCUGUUCUCACUAAAGCAAACAUUGUCCGAAGUGGGGAUGCUGCUCAAGGUGCAGAAGGAGGUGCCUCCCAGUUUCAAGUGGGUGACCUUGUACAAGUUUGUUAUGAUCUGGAAAGAAUUAAACUUCUACAACGAGGACAUGGCGAAUGGGCUGAAGCGAUGCUUCCAACUUUAGGUAAAGUUGGCCGAGUACAACAGAUAUACUCAGACAGUGAUUUAAAGGUGGAAGUUUGUGGAACAUCUUGGACAUAUAAUCCAGCAGCAGUUUCCAAGGUGGCAUCUGCAGGAUCAGCCAUUAGCAAUGCAUCUGGUGCUCCAAUUAUCUUUGUAAAUGGGCAAUGUGCUGGCCAUACAGCUAUGCAAGCUGCUAGUCAGAAUGGACAUGUUGACAUUUUGAAGUUACUUUUGAAGCAAAACGUGGAUGUAGAAGCAGAGGAUUCUGAAGGUGAUACCCCUCUUCAUGAUGCAAUAAGUAAGAAACGUGAUGAUAUCCUGGCAGUUCUUUUGGAAGCUGGAGCAGAUGGUAAUGCAAACCUAGAUAUCCAGAACGUGAACCAACAAACUGCCCUACACCUUGCUGUUGAACGACAACACACCCAAAUUGUUAGGCUUCUCGUCCGUGCAGGUGCCAAAUUAGAUAUUCAGGAUAAGGAUGGGGAUACUCCUUUGCAUGAAGCUCUGAGGCAUCACACUUUGUCUCAGCUGCGUCAGCUGCAAGAUAUGCAAGAUGUAGGGAAGGUGGAUGCUGCUUGGGAGCCAUCCAAAAACACAUUAAUAAUGGGACUUGGUACCCAGGGGGCAGAAAAGAAGAGUGCAGCAUCAAUUGCCUGUUUCUUGGCAGCCAAUGGCGCUGACCUUAGCAUUCGAAAUAAGAAGGGUCAAUCGCCACUUGAUCUCUGUCCUGAUCCAAGUCUCUGCAAAGCACUGGCAAAGUGUCAUAAGGAAAAAGUCAGUGGUCACGUGGGUUCUCGAAGUCCUUCUAUGAUUAGUAACGAUUCUGAAACCUUAGAAGAGUGUAUGGUGUGCUCAGAUAUGAAAAGAGAUACCCUUUUUGGCCCAUGUGGACAUAUUGCUACCUGUUCUUUAUGUUCUCCACGAGUCAAGAAAUGCCUCAUCUGUAAAGAACAAGUUCAAUCCAGGACAAAGAUUGAAGAAUGUGUGGUAUGCUCUGACAAGAAAGCAGCUGUUCUUUUUCAACCCUGUGGACACAUGUGUGCUUGUGAAAAUUGUGCUAGCCUGAUGAAAAAGUGUGUGCAGUGUCGGGCAGUAGUUGAACGAAGAGUACCUUUCAUUAUGUGCUGUGGAGGGAAAAGUGCAGAAGAUGCCACUGAUGAUAUCUCUAGUGGGAAUAUUCCAGUCUUACAGAAGGACAAGGAUAAUACCAAUGUCAAUGCAGAUGUGCAGAAGUUACAGCAACAAUUACAGGACAUUAAAGAGCAGACAAUGUGCCCUGUGUGUUUGGAUCGUCUGAAGAAUAUGAUUUUCCUCUGUGGCCAUGGAACAUGCCAGCUCUGUGGAGACCGCAUGAGUGAAUGUCCUAUUUGUCGCAAGGCUAUUGAACGAAGGAUUCUUUUGUAUUAACUAAGAACCACAGUGUGUUUUGUUAGCUAAAAUAUCUGAUCAUGAGAUUUUAGUAAGCUUUUAAGCUAGUAGGAAGUUCUAAUGACUUAAUUUCUAAUAUCAUAGUUUCUUUACUAGGAUGUAAUUAGACUGUAAAUGUUCUAGAACAAAAACUCUACAGAAGUGUUUGAAAUUGUGUUUUUUGGGGUUUUCUUUUUUCUUUUAAAUUUAGAACACCAAAUCCAUGUAAUUCGUAGGUAAUUUACUUUUAGCUUCUAAGGGGAAACCAUUACGGAUCUCCUGGUUAUUUUUGGUUUUAUUGUAUUUUCUCUUAUAAUUUAUA
Messenger RNA from Propithecus coquereli (Coquerel's sifaka), 2847 nucleotides. It is a transcript of the gene MIB1, whose product is annotated as mindbomb E3 ubiquitin protein ligase 1. Gene Ontology annotation, biological process: protein ubiquitination. Gene Ontology annotation, molecular function: protein binding; ubiquitin-protein transferase activity; zinc ion binding. The coding region runs from base 21 to 2525 and encodes 834 amino acids. NCBI's taxonomy places the organism in Eukaryota, Metazoa, Chordata, Mammalia, Primates, Indriidae. The transcript has 19 exons. Gene Ontology annotation, cellular component: cytoplasm. The record is from RefSeq and is a predicted model, not a curated record.